Molecule: messenger RNA, 1188 nt
Organism: Physella acuta
Lineage: Eukaryota; Metazoa; Mollusca; Gastropoda; Physidae
Molecular function (GO): protein binding
Source: RefSeq, a predicted model, not a curated record
AAGAAAUGGAAAGUUUAAAAGAAAAAGAAACCAAGUCAUACAAAACACUAGAGAAACUGUCUCUACACAUGAAAGAACAUGAAAAAAAAUUACACAAAAUAAAUAAAGAGAUGCAAGCUAAUACAGAAGUAAGAGAUGGUAUGAAAGAAGAAAUUAAAAGCCAUUCUGAUUUGAUUGUUUCUUUACAAGAUGAAAAUAAUAAAAUCUUGAUAAAAACAUUCACCGGAUUUGAAAAUGUGCAAUCAAUGCACAGUGUAAUGUACAAACUCCUACAACAAAGAUUGAUGCCCAUUGACAAACUGAUUCAAAUCUUUAACCAGAACCUGAAAACUAGGAAAGAAAGAAUUAAUAAGCUGGGUGAAAUUGAAAAUAGUAUUUCCAAGUUGUCCAACAAUUUUGAUCUUAUCGAUUCACGUGUAUGUAACAGAUAUGCUUGUUAUGUGGAGCUUGCUGAUCCCACACUUGUCUGUGUUGGAUUAAUUAUUUCAAGCUUUAGUGAAGUACGUGAAUAUAACGGUCAACAUUUUAAUCAAACAACAGGAACAUUUGUAUCACCACAUGAUGGUUUAUAUCUUGUCUGUGUCACUCUACAUGAAUGGGGAGAUAAACGGAUAAUAGUUCGUGUGAUGGCUGGAGACGUGUGGUGUAAGUCUAUAGAAGUGAAAUGUGCCGACACUAGCGCUGCUGGGUCAGUGGUUGUUGACAUGAAGAAAGGUCAAGAACUUUACUUUCAAGUGUGUAAAGCAAAUCAAGACGCAGCUUUAUCCUGGCUCAGUAGUUUUACUAUCGUUAGUUUAUAGAAGUACAACACAAAACAUGGUAAAUUCUCAAACAAUAAAAUAUGUAACCACCAUGUUAAACACACACUAACAACUUAUUAUGUGUGUAGACUACAUGCUUACACAAACGUCAACGGUUUAUGUGUUAUUUCUUUAGUCAUCACUACACAGUUCCAUCUAAUUCAAUGCCAUCAUCAUCUUCUCUUUAUGUGAGCGCUAGGUGUAUGAUCACAAUCUUUUGUUUUUGCAUACCUUCAUUUUAUGAAGAUGAACGUAUUGUUCUUGUUGAAUAUGUAAUUGAAAUAUAGAGCUUUGACACAAAUAAAAUUAACUAUUUAAAAAACGAAGGCUUGAAUACGUUCACUAGACAAAAUAAUAUUUAUCAUAAGUAUUAAAAAAGAUAAUCCAA